AUGGCAAGAGAACCCCUGCGCGUGCUGGAGUUGUACAGCGGGAUUGGCGGCAUGCACUGCGCCCUCCUGCACGCCCAGAAGUUAAGGGCCUUCCGCAGGCAGAGGGGCCUUACACUUGACCGGUGCUGCUGCGGGGGCAUUCCGAGGCCUCUUAUCAAGAGCUCCGUGCCUGGGCAGAGUGCAGAGGUGGAGGUCGCCGCAGCAGACCGUUGCACCUGCAUGUGCGGUCUCACAACCCCCCCUCGCGUUGCACGACGAAAGCCCGAGGAUUCUGUAGCGGCGGAGGCACCUGCAAUAGUUGUCGAUGGAGCUGCAGCUCAGGCUUUUGAGGCCCUUACGGCCGACAACAUCCCCCUUGACGGCAGCUCGUACUGUGUGCAUCCGCUGUUGGAUUCGCGGCCACAUACUACAGCAGCAGAAGCACAAGCAGACGCAUCACCAACUGAGGGGCAGUGCGCAGCCGCCUCUGCACGCGCCGUGGAGAGCCACAGAUGCAAGAACAUUCCCUUUGAAGUAGUGGCGGCUGUGGAUGUAAGCGACACGGCCUGUGCCGUGUAUCGCCGCAAUUUUUGCCGGCAGCAGGCGGAGCAGCAGCCACACAACGACCGCCUGCAACAGAAAGCGCGUAAAAAGGGCUUGCAUAGCAGAGCAGAGGGGGACCCCGUAUGCCUUUCUGUGGGCAUAGAGCGCCUGCCCCUUUCCUUUUACGAGAACGCAGGAGCCUCCCUAUGGGUGUUGGCUCCCCCGUGUCAACCCUUCGCGCGCAGGGGUCUUAAGCAGGAUUUUAGGGAUGCGCGAUGCGCAUCGUUCCUGCAGUUGCUGAAAGUGUUGCAGGAGCUGCCGCCUCCGGCACUGCCACGUUUCUUGCUGCUCGAGAAUGUGGGGGGGUUCGAGAAGAGCGAGGCCUACGAGUUGCUAAUGCAGACGCUCAUAGAUCUUCACGGAUACGAGUGCGUCUUCGUGCUGCUGUUGAACCCCCUACACUUUGGCCUGCCUAACUGCCGUAGCAGGUGCUUCGUGCUCGCGCGCAAGCACCACCCCAGAGACAGCGCCUAUGCACAGUGGCUGCGGGCGAUUGCGCCUUACAAUGAGGCUGCCAGUGCGUCUAUUCAACCGCCUACACCCGGAGAAGCGCGCGAUGCAUCUCCCGCUGCUGCUGCGUUGGAUGCAAGAAGGCGCCGGCCGGUAGUUUUGCACGGCAUACCGGGGUUGUAUUCCUCUCAGGCGUUUUUCUGCUGUCCUAUAUGGCCCCUUGAAGCGUUUUUGGAGCAUGAUUUACCCCCACGCUGCAAUGUGACUAGUGGGGAUACAACCAGUGGGGGCGACUCUGGUGCACCCAUAUAUUGCAAGGGGAAGAGCAAUGACUGCACUAGCAGUGAGCUACUCAUGGGCAGCCAUGACAAGGCGCCUUUUGAGGCGCCUUCCUCUAUGCCCCCUGCAUCUCGUGAAGCCUCCACUGUUGUGGGGGAAGCCGUAUCACUACUCCUUCAUCCGCAGGCGCACAACCAUGAGCAGCUUUCUGCUCUGGAGCUCAAACUCAAGCAGAAGAAGAAGGCGUGGCACAUUGUUGACCUCGUGACACGCACAAGCGCUCGCAGCAGCUGCUUCACGCGCAACUACGGGAAGAGCGGCCUUGCGCAGUACGGCAGUAUCCUUCUGAUUGACGACCUGCAGGAGCUGCUGAUGCACCGCCAAGGCGAGGGAGAGACUCAACACGCUUCACACAAAAAUCCGCAAAAACGCACUGUAGAAUUGCACGAUCUGCUUUCACCCGAAACGCGCUGCCGCUUUUUCUCCGUCAGGGAGCAGCUAAGGCUCCACGGUUUCCCCUCCUGGUUCGCUUUCACGGAUGCAGAAGAGGCGAGGGAGCAGCCGAGGCAGCAGCACGGCGAGAAGCAGCAGUACAGGCUCAUGAUUGGUAACAGUCUCAACGUUUACCUCGUUGGAAUGCUGCUUGACUUCCUCAUAGGAGACGAUGAACUUUGA
This is a messenger RNA of Cyclospora cayetanensis, 1986 nucleotides long. RefSeq names its product tRNA (cytosine-5-)-methyltransferase-like. Lineage: Eukaryota; Apicomplexa; Conoidasida; Eucoccidiorida; Eimeriidae. The transcript has a single exon. The record is from RefSeq and is a predicted model, not a curated record. Gene Ontology annotation, molecular function: methyltransferase activity. Bases 1 to 1986 code for a protein of 661 amino acids.